Molecule: messenger RNA, 2700 nt
Organism: Synchiropus splendidus (mandarinfish)
Lineage: Eukaryota; Metazoa; Chordata; Actinopteri; Syngnathiformes; Callionymidae
Product: transcription factor 7-like 1-B
Exons: 5
Coding region: 329-1090 (253 amino acids)
Biological process (GO): regulation of transcription by RNA polymerase II; canonical Wnt signaling pathway
Cellular component (GO): beta-catenin-TCF complex
Molecular function (GO): DNA-binding transcription factor activity, RNA polymerase II-specific; RNA polymerase II cis-regulatory region sequence-specific DNA binding
Source: RefSeq, a predicted model, not a curated record
UUCUGGUCGUAACGAACGAGGACUCGUGAACACGAAAACGAGCCCGUCCGAGAAUUGACGGCGUCAUUCCGCAUGCGGUCACUUCCGGUAUGGAGUUGCCUGAAUUCGACAGUCUUGUCUGAGAUUGGUUGCCUCUCCACAAGCGUACAUCUUGUACUGGUCUCGUACUCGCACGCGACGGUUUGGACGUCAUUACAUCCCGAGUUUAAAAAAAAAAAACGAAGCACUGAUGAUGACCGUUAAAAAAUGACGUCAGCACUAAAGGCAUCAAAGACAGACGUCUGAGUCUGAAAUAGAUUUUGUUCUCCUCACUACUCUCCGGUCAGACAUGGAGCUCGCCGCCACCAACUUUCUCUCAUCGGUUGAUCCAGGUUUCCACCAUUCUCCAACUUCCUGCCACAGCAUGAUCGUUUGCACCUACGACCAUCCCAGAGUCCCACUGGAACAGUCUGGACCAAACAGGGCUCAGCCAGGUGUGGGUUUGGCUUCUUCCAGACGUGCCAAGGACGCACCGACUCAUGACGCCCAAGGCAACCAGGUCGUCUGCAUCCCCUCGCUGAAGACAAAACAGGUGCUGAUGAGUCCAAAUGGGACCGUUCUGGAUGCCUCUGGACUCUUGGAACAGAAAAAGGCAGCCCAUUUCAAGACGGACAACAAAAAGCCACCAAACUCCUUUAUGCUGUUCAUGAGGGAGAACAGGUCCAGGGUGGCAGCUGAGAUGAAGAUCAGCAACGGCUCUGUAGUGUGUAAAGCUCUGGGACAGAUGUGGUGGUCUCUGACUGCCCAGCAGAAGGAGGAGUACUACCAGCGAGCCCUGCUUGAGAGAAGACUGCAUGAACAGCAACACCUAGACUGCCCCAGGGUCGAACACGUGAUUAAGAAGAGAAGAAGAAGGAGCACAAAAGCACAAGAGCAGGACUGCCAGCCCCCCCGAGGUCGAUCCUGUCUUGACAGCUUUGUAGUCGAUUUUUACCCUGGAUCUAUCUCUGCUGAGUUGCCAGAGUUAAGCAAACUCUAUGGACCAGACUUCAUGGAUGAAUUUUGCAAUUUAGAGGGGACCGGUUUCUCAGCCAGGGGAAUUCACAUUUAGUCACCUUUUUAUUCUUUGUUUCUGUGCUGACAAGUCCUUGUGAAAACACCUGUAUUCCAUGCCAUUUUCUUGCUAACAAUGGAUCUCAGCGACGUGGUGCAGGAGAGACAUCCAUCAUAAGAGCAGCUCCUGAAAACAAGAGAGUGCCACUCUUGUUUCAUCAUCUGGAGUACAAUACAGUUGGCUUCCGUGGUGAAAAGCAAAACCUUGUUGUGCAUUAAACCUGCUUAAAGCAUUUGAUAUGUGGCAUAUAGGAACAGAAUUUUACUUGGGCUGUGUCUGUAUGCUUGUGUACCUUUUCAUCUUCUUUGGAGGUGCAACAGCUCCACCACAUGUGGUUGCAGACACUCCUGACCCAGGGACUAUCUGCUAUCGGCAGAGAGAUGCAUAUGAAGCUGUAAUCGAAUCAGUGGGUGUGCACAACAGACAUUCUGCAGUCCCCUACAAAGUCCAGGGGGAAACACUGACAAUGAGGGAGAUAAAUAUUGUGAGGUUGUGCUCCAUAGAGCUUAAACUUAGACGAACAGUAGACUAACCUUUGGCUGCCUCCUUUCCUUAUGGAAGGAUGCCUGUCUGUAGUGUCCACUUCAACAUCAAUGCUCUUCUCCAGGUGUUUCUUCAAGCCCAAAGGUCCCAUUACAACAGAACCUGAGGCCUGAGACAAACAGUAACAGAGUAAAUAUGCAUGAGGAUCUCUAAAACAUAGAACUGACCAUUGUGAAAAUAAUUCACCAUCUUACCUGCAUCUGAUUUGUGGAGUCAUCCAUGACAGAGUGUGCAUUGUGUUUGCUGGAGUUUCCGGGGCUGUCACUUCUGCCAUCUCCACAUAGCUGGGCUAUGAGGAAUAAGGAGCUCAGCCUCAGGUAAGUUCAAUCAUCUCAUUAGCAUCAUAUAGAGGACCGUGCGUCUUUAAAAUUAUCCAUUCAUUACAUGUGUUACAUAACAAAUCCCAACAUUAAGAAAACUUGUAACAAUAUAAUUUACCUGAGGUUGCUGUAAGUUGUUCUCAUUGUCUUGUGCCUUUUUUAUGAACUUACUAUUUCAGUUCCUCAAGACCCGCCAUCCUCCCAAUUGUAACGUCUUGUGAAUGGUGGAGAAGUUCAGCCAAUGAGAACAGAGGACUUCAAGCGGUAGCUCAGUGAUCGGCUGACUUUGUGGCAGCUGGGUAACUGCAUGUGGUUGAGCGAGUGAAACCGAAGUUGAGCACGAGCGUGUGACACUGAGCGAGCAGCAGAGAUGGAUUAUUUUGAGGAAAUUUGGACCAUUCCUCCUUUGCAAAUGUUUCCAGAUCUUUGAGGUUGGAGGGUUUCCGUGCUGCCACCCGUUUCUUGAGCUCCAUCCAAAGGUUCUCGAUGGGAUUUAAAUCAGGACUUUGACUUGGCCACUUCAUCACAUGAAUAUCAUUGUCCUGGAACCAUUUCUUCACCACCUUCGCCGUAUACUUUGGAUCAUUGUCCUGCUGAAAGGUCCAAUGCUCCCCCAGGUCCAGGUUCUCCGCUGCCUUCUUGAGGUUUUCUUGAAGGAUCUUGAUGUGCUGCUCUUUCCUCGUGAUUCCUUCCACUUUAACCAAGCUGCCAGGUCCAUUGGCAGAAAAGCAGCCCCACAGCUAG